Molecule: messenger RNA, 4838 nt
Organism: Diachasmimorpha longicaudata
Lineage: Eukaryota; Metazoa; Arthropoda; Insecta; Hymenoptera; Braconidae
Gene: MTA1-like
Product: metastasis-associated protein MTA3
Exons: 10
Coding region: 850-3606 (918 amino acids)
Biological process (GO): negative regulation of transcription by RNA polymerase II
Cellular component (GO): NuRD complex; nucleoplasm
Molecular function (GO): chromatin binding; histone deacetylase binding; sequence-specific DNA binding
Source: RefSeq, a predicted model, not a curated record
CAAGCGAAAUGAAAAUGGCGGUGUUUCCUUAAGCGGAAUUGCUUCGAGGACAACACACACUUCCAUUUUCACCCUUUACAGUCUGUACAAAUCACCUACAAAAACUAAAUAAUCAAUUGUGAAGUUACUAAUGGGGAUAAUCGUGAAAAAAAGUGAAUUCAAGUGAUAAAUAUAACUCGUGGUGAUUGAUAAACGAGAGUUUUGGUGUGAAGUUGUGUUUUUUUGUCGCGGGCGCCGACGAGUGCUGGUCAACCGACUCCUCCGGGCUAUUUUGUGUAUUGUACUGAGUGAAAAAUUUAUCAGUGUGCUAUACACUUCUAUUGUUUAUUGUGUGUGUGAUUUUUCUACUAAUGAAUUUCAAGAGGUUAAGAACGAACGCAGAAACUUUUUGGGAUUUCUAGAUUCAGCAACUUUUUUACUACUGUAUAUAUAAUAAUAAUAAUAGACCAAUUUAUCGGCGAGUACUCUGGCCUUCAGGAGGCUGGUGGAACCAUGGCUAAGUUUCAUUUGUUCAACGUGACUAGAAAUAUAUAAUGGAGUGUGAUACAACAAAAUAUUAAAUCUCCAUGCCAAUACUACGGAGUAGCUGAGUUUUUGUGAGCUACUGAAGUUUACACAUUUGAUGCACGCGUUACAAACUCAUUCAAUAGUUUGUUUCAUUAAUUAAUCACCUGCAACAUCGGUGCAACAUUAAGUUACCCAGAAUAAUUGAAAUAGCACGGCAUUAAAAUUGACAAAGGGAGCGAAAAGAACAUAAAGACAGAAAGAGAAAGAGAGAGAGAGAGAUAGAUCGCCAGCGAUAAAAGUGUUGGGCUGACUGGGUGGUGAAGGUGGUGGGGGAUACAUCCCAUGCCGAUGCCGGCGGAAUACCACGAGAGCCACGGGAACCACGAAAGUACAAAUUUCGGGCUCGCGGCCACUGCUGCUGCACAGGACGCCAGCAACAUGACGGCCAACAUGUACCGAGUGGGAGAUUAUGUGUACUUCGAGACAUCAUCCACGUCUCCUUAUCAAAUACGAAGGAUAGAAGAAUUAAAUAAAACGGCGAGUGGUAAUGUUGAGGCAAAAGUAAUGUGUUUCUUCAGGCGAAGGGAUUUACCGCAGACUUUGAUUAUGCUAGCUGAUAAACAUCAGUUGGCAAGCGUGGAGCAGCAGAGGUCAGAAUCUCCUGCAAGCACGCAGAGUCAGAAAAUCGAGAAUCAAGAUUCGACUAAGGAAAUGACUAGUAAAGAUGGGAUUGGUCCGAAAGUGAUGAGCAAAGGGGCUGGGAAAGGUGGAUGGCUCAAAGCCCCACUAUCAGAGGCCCACGAGCCCCAUGGGAUGGAGGAAAGUGUCGUAGGUGCUGGUGGAGUGUCCGAACUAAGUACAAAGCAACGGCAUCAGAUGAAACACAGAGAGCUUUUUCUGUCUCGUCAAGUUGAAACUAUGCCUGCCACUCACAUCAGAGGAAAAUGCUGUGUUACUCUACUCAAUGAGACAGAGUCACUCCUCAGUUAUUUGAACAAAGACGAUUCGUUCUUCUAUUGUCUUGUUUUUGAUCCUGCUCAGCGUACACUACUUGCUGAUAAAGGUGAAAUCCGCGUAGGCAGUAGAUAUCAAGCCGAUGGUAUCGCACCAUUCCCUCUAACCCAGUGCGAACGCGAGGCCGAUCCUCGUCGCCUCCAAGACUUGGAAACACUUAUUUGGACACCUCGACACUCCCUGACUGAUCGUCAGAUUGACCAAUUUCUAGUCGUCUCCAGAUCAGUUGGCACAUUUGCACGUGCCUUGGACUGUUCCUCGUCAGUGAAACAGCCUUCCCUCCAUAUGUCGGCAGCGGCAGCCUCCAGAGACAUCACCUUGUUUCACGCAAUGGACACACUUCAUCGACAUGGCUACGAUCUUGCCAAAGCUAUGUCCUCUUUGGUUCCACUCUCUGGUCCAGUCCUCUGCCGAGACGAAAUGGAGGAAUGGAGUGCUUCAGAAGCAAAUCUCUUUGAGGAAGCUCUCGACAAAUAUGGCAAAGACUUCUCAGACAUUCGUCGGGAUUUCCUUCCCUGGAAAACAUUAAAAAAUGUUAUUGAGUACUAUUAUAUGUGGAAAACGACUGAUCGUUAUGUGCAGCAAAAGCGAGUGAAAGCAGUUGAAGCUGAGAGCAAAUUGAAGCAAGUUUACAUCCCGAAUUACAAUAAGACACCUCCAGCUGCUCCCACAGGUGGAGCAACAAUAAUACCUUUAGGUAACAACAAUACUAACGGAAAAGGCGUUAGCAUCUUAAAUGGCAGCAGUAAUGGCAACAUCACUGACACAAGCGGAAUGUUAAUGGUUGGAGUUAAUGGUAAGCCUUGUGAGAGCUGUCAGUGUAGUCAAAGUUCUCAGUGGUACUCCUGGGGUCCAUCACACAUGCAGUGUAGACUCUGUCAAUCUUGCUGGACUUACUGGAAAAAAUAUGGAGGACUCAAAGUACCUUCGAGAAUCGAUGAUUCAGAUUCAGAACGUAAAAGAAGUGGAGGAGGCUCUGAUGAGGAAAGUAAAGGAAUGAGUGGAGCUCAUAGGCCUCAUCGUUGUUCGAUUCCCUCUUGUGGAAAAGAAUUCAAAUUAAAGGCUCAUCUCAGUCGUCAUUAUGCAUCUGCUCAUGGGGUAGAUUUACGAGGAAGUGGAGCUAGUGGUGGAGGAAGUGGAUCACCUAGGCCCGUUAUGAAGACAAGAUCAGCUUUUUAUCUUCGUACGUCUGCAUUAGCUAAAGCUGCCAGACGUCUUUGUGCUGUACAACUCAGAACUCGGCAUGCUGCAAGAGCUCCCCAUCAACCAGUUAACGCAGCACCAUUGAGACAUCUCUGUGCAUCACCACAAUUAACGAGUAAAAGUUCAGCUGAGCUGAGGAUUUUGGCGAAAGCAGUGAGACCGAGGCCACGUCCCAGAGUUACAGAUAUUGCGACGAGGUUGGGUGAUCAUCCAGUGCCCCGGCAACCUGGCGAGUGGGAUUGGCUGGUGCUUACUGCCCCGGGAAUGAGAAAGCAGCCGGAUGUAGUGGCGUUCCCGAAACCCCUCAAAGCUGCAGAUGGUAGUUUGUUAUACGACAGAGUGCCAAAUAAGCCAGAGGUAGACAGAUUGCCACCAACUCCACCACAGCCUCAGCCGCUACCAGUAGUCCAGCCCCAACAAACGAUAUUAAAGCGGCCAAGGCCGCCAUUGGAAGAAAUCAAUGGAUCAGAUGGCAUUGCUCUGAAUGCGGGGCUUCAAGGUCCACCAGCAAAACGCGCCCAUCAUUCGCAACAGUUACAUCCAAAACACACGAUGGAACACGCAUCACCAACAACUGUGCCCCUAGCACCACCACUGAAUGGUAGAGCGGUACAUCCUCAUUCAUUUCCUCAUGGGGUACCAAUGUCCAGAAGCAAUGCACGUAAACAGGUCAUUUCGUGGAUGGAUGCACCCGACGACGUUUAUUUCCGUGCUUCAGAUCAGGCAAAGAGACUGCGGAGGACCUUAUCCUCGAUAGAAUUGAGAAGAGCAGCCCGCAAACCCUGGCGUAGAUUGCCCGUACCGGUUAUGCAUCCACUUCCCCAACAACGAGCUCCGGCCUCUCGUGUAGAAGAUCCACGAAUGGUCGUAAUUCUCGACUGAACUGACUGUAAAAAUAAACGAGACAUUACAUUUGAAUGUUAUGUGUUCCCCCACUAUCAACGAAAAGAAAUUUAGAGUGAAAAAGGCAAGCCCUCUCCUGUUAGGUGUGGACUCAUUUUUACAAAAAGAAGAAAAAAAAAUCAACUUGAAAUAACUUCAGAAUUUUUCAAUUUGAAGUUGAACAUAAAUUGCGAAAAAGUUUAUCACCAACAACAGAGACGAUAAUCCACAACAAAUAUUUUUUUUCUUUUCAUGUCAAACUGAGAAGUUUUUACUUCGAAUAAUGGAACACAAAUGAAUAUUAAAAUCGUGGUUCAGAGAGCCAUGAAUCUGAAGUGUUUGAAAAUCUACCUGAAGUCAUCGGAGGAGGAAAACAUUCUCCAGAUAUGAAAAUAAUGAGAAAUUAAUGAUAAAGUAAAAGAUUUCACUGGCGUUGUGUGUGAGGGUACCUGCGUUUUUGCAUGGUGUGUCACUUCAUUGAAGGAACGGGAUCUGGAUGAUAAUGAUAAUAACAAAUGGAAAACAAUUUUAAAGCAUCCCGCAACUGACAUUGGAAGGAACAUUAGAAAAAAAAUGAAUCAAGUCGCCGUGAAAUCAUGAUUUCCUGUCGGUAUUAAUUAAUUAUUGUUGUUAUUAAUAAUAAUAAUUAUUAUUAACUGAAUGUACAUAAAAACUAUAACAUAAUAUACAAUCACAAACACGAGGUAUACACGUAGAAAAUCCACAAUUAAAUGAUUUGAAGUAAAAUUUACAAAAAUUGAAUUGUGAAAAUGCAAGAUUCGUAUAUAAAAUUGAUUAUAAUUGCAUUGUCCGAUAAAGAACGGAAAAUCGAGAUUGAGGACAGAAUUAAUGAAUAAAAAUGUGCUCAUGUGUGUAUUAGCCACGAUACAAAAAAUGUUAGAGAGUGAACAUGUGAGUGAGAAAGAAAAAAAAACAAUUAAAAUGCUACGAAAUGCGAAUUUCCGUUGUUUCUAUCCUUGGCGCAAGGCGUGAUUCGUGGCUACUGCGUGCCACUUUCCCUUCUUCCCUUCAAUCCUCCCUGUAAGGACAGAAUGUGUGAAAUAAUUGUCUGAGAUAAAUCAGUGAAUGAAGGAAUGAAAAAAUGAUUAAAAUUACCAAGAACGAACGAUAAUUUCGAGGGAAUAAGAAUGCUCACUGUGAAUAUUUUUAUUAAAUUUUCAAGUUUGAUGACUUUCGUCGCAAUUAAUAAAUAAAUAUACGCAUUGCUCGGA